AGUGUGCGGUUUAGGACGCAGCCACAGAGCGAGCGCGAGCACCUGGGCGACGUCACUCCGCCCCACUCCGUCCUUGUAAGAGCUUCACUUCCUUCAGCGCCUCACAACGAGGAAACACACGGAGGGGGACAGAGGACUCUUGUGAACCAGAGGUUGUUUGUGUCACCAUGGCCCCCUUCCUGAGGAUCACCUUUAAUGCCUAUGAAUUUGCUGUUCUGUCUCCAGUGGCUGAAGCACCAUUUUGUGCAGUCAAGCUAAAAGAAUCGCUCAGCACAGAUCGAGGGAAGACUCUGAUUCAGAGGAAGCCUACCUUGUUUCCUGCUUGGCGCGCCAGCUUUGAUGCACAUAUCUAUGAAGGACGUGUCCUCCAGGUUCUACUUAUGCGCACUGCUGAUGAGCCCUUAGCUGAAGUCACACUUGGUGUAUCUGUUCUAGCAGAGCGGUGCAAGAAAUCCAGUGGGCGCUCAGAGUUUUGGGUUGACCUGCAACCUUCAGGAAGAGUGAUGAUGUCUGUUCAGUAUUUUCUGGAAGAUACAGACACAGAGUCUUAUCAGUCGGCUGGGACAUUGGAAGAAGCUCCGAAUUUAAAUCGGCGUCGUGGGGCCAUUAAGCAGGCCAAAAUUCACUUCAUCAAAAACCACGAGUUCAUCGCCACCUUCUUUAGACAACCCACUUUUUGCUCUGUGUGCAGAGACUUCGUCUGGGGAUUGAACAAGCAAGGAUACAAGUGUAGACAAUGCAAUGCAGCUAUUCAUAAGAAGUGUAUUGAUUUAAUCAUUGGCAGGUGCACUGGCACAGCAGCCAACAGUCGUGACACAGUGUUUCAGAAGGAGCGCUUUAAAAUUGACAUGCCACACCGCUUUAAGUCCUACAAUUACAUGAGCCCCACUUUUUGUGACCACUGUGGAAGUCUGCUGUGGGGUCUUGUCAAGCAGGGACUAAAGUGUGAGGACUGUACUAUGAAUGUACAUCAUAAGUGCCAAGCUAAAGUGGCCAACCUUUGUGGAAUCAACCAGAAACUAUUGGCUGAGGCUCUCACUCAAGUGGGCCAGAAAUCCACAAAGAAGCCUGAAUCCAACACACAGGAUAGUGGGCUGUACCAGGACUUCACCAAAAACCCAGGAACUGAUGUUAAUGAUGGUCCUCUGUAUGGUCGUAUCUGGGAUGGUUCAAGUCCUCAACCUUCAUCUCGGAUCACAUACCAAACGUGCAUCACAGCUGAGCACUUCACCUUUCAUAAAGUCCUGGGAAAGGGGAGCUUUGGCAAGGUGUUUUUGGCUGAGUUAAAGAGUGAUGGGGAAUGGUUUGCAGUAAAAGCCUUGAAGAAAGAUGUGGUGUUGAUGGAUGAUGAUGUAGAAUGCACCAUGGUGGAAAAGCGGGUGCUGUCUCUGGCCUGGGAUAAUCCAUUCCUCACACACCUCUACUCAACAUUUCAGACCAAGGAACACUUAUUCUUUGUCAUGGAGUAUUUGAACGGAGGAGACCUGAUGUUUCAUAUACAGGAAAAAGGACGUUUUGACCUCUACAGAACCACAUUCUAUGCAGCUGAAAUUGUGUGUGGACUACAGUUCCUGCAUGGAAAAGGCAUCAUCUACAGGGAUCUGAAAUUGGAUAAUGUAAUGCUAGAUGGAGAGGGUCAUAUAAAGAUUGCUGAUUUUGGCAUGUGUAAGGAGAAUGUCUUUGGAGACAAUUUUGCCACGACAUUCUGUGGAACCCCAGACUACAUUGCCCCAGAGAUAUUAUUAGGUCAGCAGUAUACAUUCUCUGUGGACUGGUGGUCAUUUGGUGUCCUGGUGUACGAGAUGCUGAUUGGUCAGUCCCCUUUCCAUGGCAGUGAUGAGGAUGAACUAUUUGAGUCAAUUCGCAUAGACACGCCUCAUUACCCUCGCUGGAUCACAGUGGAAACCAGAGAUAUGCUUGAGCGGUUGUUUGAGCGGGACCCAUGUCAUCGUUUGGGUAUUGUGGGUAAUAUCCGAGCUCAUCCAUUCUUUAAGACUGUCAACUGGUCUGCUUUAGAGAAGAGAGAAAUUGAACCCCCUUUCCGGCCACAAGUGAAAUCUCCCAGUGACUGCAGUAACUUUGACCGAGAGUUUUUAAGUGAGAAGCCUCGCCUCUCUCACUGUGAGAAAGGUUUGAUUGACUCAAUGGACCAGAGUGCUUUUGCUGGUUUCUCAUUCAUUAAUCCCAGAAUGGAGCUCCUCCUGCAGAAGUGACAAACGACACACAUCUCCACCGCUUAGCAUGGGAGGAAAAUGUCUAAUAUUAUCAUCAUGUUAAUAUUUAGAGCCAGUAUUUUUCUGUUACAAACAGGUCCACUAGCUCUUCUUUCUCAGAAUAAAGAUUUUCUGACAGAAAGAUUUUAAACACUGAAGCAUUACAUCACAUUCCUUCAUUAAGAUUGGUGGUGUAAAGGUAAUAACUAGACCUCCAAUGUAGGUAAUCCAAUUUUUAGAACUCUGUUACAAAUUCUAAGCCUACAUAGUAUUAUUCAAAUAGUUUUUGUGUUAAUAGUAACCCAUUUAUUACUAAAUUAAUCGUGUAGAUAAACAGAAGCAAGGCUAGAUGUUUCAAAUGAAUAUAAAAGUAAAUAGAAAGAAAGAGAAAAGGACACGAGAGAGCACUUAGAUUAUAUUAUAUGUGAAGGUGUGCUUCUGAGGUUGUCUCGCAGUGUUGUAUGACAUUGUGCUGUACAUUUGUAAGGCUGUUCUCUACAUCCAUGUGUAUAUGGUGUAUGUAAUGUGCAAACAAAUUCAGUCCUUUUGUCUGUGUGCAUUGUUUAGGACUAAAGUAAUUAAACCAUGGAUUUUAAUAUGUAUAUUAAUCAAGCAUGUUUGAUCUUUAUAUAAGCAUGAAUAAAUUAAGAUGAUGUACAUACUGUAUAUCUGGUAAAGGUGCACUUGGCUUGAUGCAUAUGCAUAUUAUUGCUUUUAAGUUAUGUAUAUUAUCUGCCAUUAAACAGGAGUACACGAUCAAACGUA
Messenger RNA from Tachysurus fulvidraco (yellow catfish), 2978 nucleotides. RefSeq names its product protein kinase C, delta a (gene prkcda). Bases 168 to 2213 code for a protein of 681 amino acids. NCBI's taxonomy places the organism in Eukaryota, Metazoa, Chordata, Actinopteri, Siluriformes, Bagridae. The transcript has 18 exons. Gene Ontology annotation, molecular function: ATP binding; diacylglycerol-dependent serine/threonine kinase activity. Gene Ontology annotation, biological process: protein phosphorylation. The record is from RefSeq and is a predicted model, not a curated record.